UCACAUGCGCAAACACAAAGGAAACGGAAAAAAUGUUGGAUCUACUAAAAUUAAAUAAAGUAAAAUUCUAGACUAGACCUAUAGUUCUAUAGUCUACUUAUAUUUACUUGAAUCGCUCUAGACUACUGGUGUAAAUUUGGAUGACUUGGUGAAGGCAGUAUGGUCAAAAUGACUGAGCAAACAGAAUCUAUUUUUUCUACAGAUUGGAAAAAGUUUGGUGUUUUGCACUGUCCUAGGUGCAAUUUAAAAACUUCAGAAGCUGGCCUCUUCCAUGCACACAACUGUAAGCCUGUUGUUCAAGUCAGAAGUAAAGCUUCAAUUUUAUAUAAGAAAAAGUCUUGUGUAUUCAGCUGCUCUGUAUGUGAUUCAGAUGUACCUGAAGUAAAUUUUCAAGAGCACCUUCAGAAUCAUGUCUCUCUAAAGCCUUAUACCUGUAAAUAUUGUAAAGUUGCUUGUGACUCACAGACCAAAUUUCUACACCAUUGUCAGGCUGCCUGUCUUGAGGAACCUACAGCAGCAUUUCAAUUAAAUAUCUCUCCACAGACCAGGGAGCUAAUAGCCAAAGCAAAACUAAAUCAUGAUCAGAGAGAAUAUUAUAUGCCAUUAAAUCUGAGCUUUAGAUCUCAUUUAAUGCCUAUGACCUCUAGCAGUUUUUCUAAAAAUGCAACUCAGCUUCAAUCUCCAUCAACAAUAUCUCCCAGUGUGUUAGAAAGCUCUGUAUUAAAUGCCAGACAUGGGCCAAGUACAACUACCUUUCCUGUUCAACACAUUUUAGAUCCUUUACAACAACCUAACAUAACACAAGUAAAUGCUUCUUCUCAAGCUCCUGUGUCCAAGUCUGCUAUUACUUGCAAACGAAAAUCAGCAGUGAUACAUGCACAAGUGAAUACUUUAUCAGUUUCUACUGAUAACAAUGUAUCAUCAGCUGUUGUAAAAAUUUAUGCUAGUUCUAAUGCUGGCCAAUCUAGUACCAAACAUGAUAAUUAUAGUUCAGAAUUUUCCAAUCAUUUAGACUUGCAUAAUGGAGUUAUCUAUCCACCAGUGAUGCAGCAUCCUAAUGCCUUUAUGCCAUUAGUUCCUCCUGUGGUGAACAGUUUUGUCAAUGAUGAACCAGUAGUUUCUUCUGUUGCAGUGAUGAACAGUUAUGUCAACACAACACCGUUAGUUCCUCCUGCUGCAGCAGUAAACAGUAAUGUCAACACUACACCAUUAGUUCCUCCUGCUGCAGCAGUAAACAGUUAUGUCAACACUACACAGUUAGUUCCUCCUGCUGCAGCAGUAAACAGUAAUGUCAACACUGCACCAUUAGUUCCUCCUGCUGCAGCAGUAAGCAGUUAUGUCAACACUGCAAUAUUAGUUCCCCCUGCUGCAGAAAUGAAUACUAACACAAAUAUCAAUGGAAAAUCAUCUCACCAGAUGAUGUCAGCACAAUCAUAUUUCAGUGGUCCUUGUUCUUUUGGGAUGAAUUCACCUGAAACAUCUUCAUGGCACAGGCCGGAUCAAACAGUUCUUAAUGUUACUGAGCAACAUAUUCCUGUUAGCUUGCAAGAUUCAGUCUCAGUGCAAGAAUGUGUUCCUUCUAUUUCAAAUAUAGCAAUAAAUCAAUACUCUACAUCUGUUGUCAACUCAGAGUUACAGAAAGAAGUUAGUAUUGUACCAUUCCAAACAAACAAGAGUUUAAUCAAUCAAUUAAAUUCAUGGGAAAUAAGCUCUUCAUCCUUUUCUUCUUGUCCGGAAAGCCGAGAUUUAUAUAUAGUCAAAGGCUAUUAUUUGUGCUUAAAGUGUAAGAUGAAAUGGUGCUCUGACUACAACUUAUUCUUCAGGCAUAUCUGGCAGUAUCACUCACACAAAGAUAAUUUUUCUUGCUGCCCUGAUGGAUUUUCUCUCAAGUGUAAACAUCUAAAAAAUGUUUUAAGAUCUCUUUACAGAAAAUCACUAGACACUAUGUCUGACUCAGUAAAACAGGUGAUCUACAAUGCUGUGAAUGGUUCAUUUGAUAAUGAAGCAGGGUCUAUCAGUCUUGAGCUUGUUUCUUCAACAUGUGAUGUUUCAGUCUCAUCCAUUAACACAGUAUCUCACUUACAAUCUCAUGAUAUUUGCUCCAGUGAAAGUAAAGAUGAAAAUAAAGACUUUUUGUUCACUCAAUUAAGCUUAUCACUUGGUGAAUUAAAGCAGGAAGCUACAAAGGAAAGUUUAAAUGCUAGUGAAACUAGCAAUGCUGCUAAUACAUGUGACUUGACGUCUGUUGCUACUGCUCCCAUUACGCAGAUUGAUAAUCAUAGUCUUGUGAACAUCUCUGCAACAGACAGCUUAGGAACAUUUCCAAAUAUGACAGCAAGCACAGACUUAAAGUCUUACUAUCAGUGUGGCUUCCAGAAUUGCUCCUACACAUGUAUUCGUCCAGUAGAUUUAUUAUAUCAUAGUGAAGAAAUUCAUGGAACUGAGACACAUUUCCCUUGUAUCUAUUGUGGCUUCUUAGGGACAUCAAGCAGUGCCUUACUAGAUCAUCUUGGAGAGCACAUAGGUAGUGAUGAUGCUCACAUUUUCUCUGGGUCUAUCAUAGAAAACAACCGAUGUUUACACACUAUUGAUGCUAAAGACUUAAACAGUAUUAUAGGGAGUUUUGAGGAGCAAUUAAAACAUUGUGACUAUACUCAGCUUAGAUUUGUGUGUAAUGUUUGUCUUGCGGAAUUCAGUUCUGUUCCAGAAUUUAAAGAUCACUGUGUGAAAUUUUUGCUAAAGGUGGUCAGUUGCAAGCACUGUAGAAGCUACUUUUUAGAUGCUGAUUCAUGGCAAAAACAUAGGUCUAAAGAGCACCCAACAGCACCAAGAUUGUAUUGCAUAAAUAGGAAACUUUUAUGUGAUGCAAUUAAGCAAAAUAAUAAUUUUUCAGUUUCUAAUUUACCUGCUCAGAGAGCACGUUUCAAAAGAUUUACAAGUACAGAUAGACAGAGUCAUUGUUUAACAACUAUCAUAGAACACCCAGAGAAACAAAGUCAUUCUAUAGCAGCCAUCAUGGAUCAACCCGUCCAGCAAUCUACAGUGAGUAUGAUGGUAGAACCACCUGAAAGAAUCACACUAUCAGAAAGUACUGUAAACAUUCAAACAGUUGAUUCAGGUACUGGUGCUAUGGUCAGACCUGCCAAUGAAGAAGACUCGUCAAUAGUGUUAGUUCUACCCAUUCCUCAGCCUUCAACAAGGAGUGAAACACCACCUCACAUUAAUGUGACUGAGGAAACAGUCGCCAAAGAACUGAACAAUAUUGUUACAAUGUCAUGUGAUGAAAGUACAACUUCAGAAGAAGAUGUGUUACACACUGAUGACAGCCAUACUAUGUUAGACAAUAACACUUCUCUUGCCUCUCCUGGCACUACUUCUAGCAAAACUUCAAUUGAUUCUUUAGUGGUUUCAGCUUCAGAAUCCAGAGUUGCAGAUACAGACUCCUUUAGUAAAGGGAAUUCAGUUAAAAAUGAAGCUUCUAUGCGAAGGUUGUCAGAAAUAUGUGGAGAUCAACAAACCGAUAUUUUAUUAAGACCACUGUAUGAUAUAGAUGGACAUAUGAGCAUAUGCAAACAAUGCAAGCAAAAGUUUACUAUCCUAAAAAGACUUCACAGUCAUUUGUUUCAUUGCAUUGGAAAACUGGGUGUUGUUCAUUGCCCAUAUUGCUCUUAUCAAGGUGAAAAUGCUUGUUUUUUAGUCAGACACAUAAAAAAAGAGCAUCCAACAGACAAUAGCAAUCUCUUAAUCAAGCUCAUGGUGAAUAUCUCUGGACUGAAGCAGACUUUACAAACAAGUACGGUGAAUACAGACAAUUUUGCAGAUUUGUGUGCCAAGUUUAAACCUGUCAGUAACGUACACAUCAAAAGUGCAAAAAAACAAAAUGUAUCUUUUGAUGUUAAUAUUGCUUCAGAGUCAAGAAUGUUCAGCUCAGAAGUCGAUAGUUCCACUGAAAAUACUACUGCACAGUUGAGGGCCACUGAGGAUGCCUCUGUGAGGUCAAAAUUAUCUGAAAAUGUAACAGCAGUAUUAAAGCCUUCUGAAGAUAUUACUGUAACACUAAGGGCUGCAAAACUAUCAAAUGUAAAAGAAAAUAAACUCUCAAUGGAAGUAGGGGAAACAGAUUCAGUACAGUGUACAAAACCUCAGUUGACAGAUCCAAAGCAAACUUUAUGUGAAAGUAAUGAAACUCUUGUAAAAAACUGUAGACAAGUAGAAAAUGAUAACAUAUUUAAAGACAGUCAGUUUCUGAACAAAGUAUCUGAAGUUCCUGUUAAAAGAAAAUUGAUUUCUGCAAUUGAAGAUACUUUAACAUGCAUUAAAAAGACAAAAUCUGAUUCUUCAAGCUGUACAUUGCCCACUGAUAAUCUCAUUAACAUAAAUGCACCCAUUUUAACCAAUCACUCUUGCAAAGAUAGUGGAGCCACUUCAUCACCUACAUCUGCUAAACAUCCUAGUUCAUCAAUCAAUAGAUACCAAUGCAAUAAAUGUCCUUACAAUUGUAAAUGGGAAGAAUCCACAAUGGUUCAUCAUCUAAAGACUGAACACUCAGUUCUACCUUGUGGUUAUUGUGUAGCUGUAUUUUUUGAGAAAGACGAUUUUCAUCGCCAUAUAAACUUUUUACAUAGAGGUAGAAAAAUUAAAACAAGGGACAGAAUUUCUUUAAGUGAGUAUUUCACGCUGAUUGAUUCUAACCCACAUAUUGAAAGAGCUGUAUCUAGUGAUAAAGAACCAAAUGAAUCAGCAUUUGACCAACCAGAAUGUAGCGUACUACAAAAUACAACAUUGGAUGGUGGUCCUUCAAUAACUACAAAGGAAUAUGGUAAAAACAUGAAUGUCACAUCACCCAAGAUGCCAGAUAAAUACAUUCCAGCAGAAACAAAACAAGAUAAAACAGACUUACUUUCUAAAGAAAUAUACACAAGUAAUUCUACAUCAUUAGUGACUAAAUAUACACAAAAUGUAAGAGCUUAUUCAUCCAAGAAUGAAAAACAAAAUAAAACUGAAUUACUCACCAAAAAAAUUAAUGUGUGUGGUUCUGAAACUGAACCUAUAGACAAUUUUUCCAUCCAACAACCAAAGAUAUCUAAUAAUCACAACUUAGUUGGGCUGGAAAAAAACCCAACUGAUUUACUUUCAAAAAAACGUGGCUUGAAAAGGAAAAACUUUGUAAGUCUGAAAGAAUUUCCUUUUAAAUGUAUUGUUUGUGCUGAUUACAAGAAAUCUAUAGCAGAUAUAGUUGACCACUACAGAUGGCUUCAUCCUAAUAAAAUUGUCAAGUUUAAUGACCGCAGGUUCCACCAUGUAUACUCAAUCUGUGGAGACGUUGUUGCCAAAAAGCUAGGAAGCCCACUUCCAGCUGCUAUACAUCUGUGUUAUUAUUGUAGAUUUCGACAAGAAACAAGAGCGGUGGUUGAGAAACACACACAAGUAGUUCAUGAUAAAAUGGAAUUGAAGGUUUUUUCUCUCAAUGUGUUUAAGCCUGCUAACAGGGAGAUAAUGGAUUGCCAAAACGCAAGAGACAUUGUUAAGAAAGAUGAUUUUCCUUUGGAAGAUCUCAAUAAAAAUAACAUACUUCAGAACGAUACACCUCAGAUAGUCACCGAAAAAGCUGUACCAUUACAGCAGACUAUUACAGUAGAAAAAUGUACAACUGAAUGUGAGGUGGAACAGAAUAAUCUUGAGACUAUGACUUCUAAAUACUUCAUUCCAAAAGACAUUUCUGGCAUUUUCAGAGCAAAGUCAGCCUCCACAACCUACUGCUGCCCUGUAUGCAAUGAUCGUCUCAGCAACCAGUUUGCUUUUCGGCUUCACCUGGGUAAACAUGGAUGGCACAAGCACACUACUGUUCUGAUCUCAACAGCUGGUCUACUCAUUUGCCACUUCUGUGGCUAUGUGGCAAGCAGCCAAAUUGAUUUAGGGGAACACACAGGCAAACACAUGACAGAAAGGCAGUACAUCUGUUCACUUUGUGACUUUGACAGUCACACUAGGCCAGGCAUAAAGAAGCAUAUUCAAAUGGUUCACCAGGAUGUUGAAAAUGUUCAGUAUAUCAAUCGAAAUGAAAAGAGUAAAUCUACAUUUCUGAGACCAGUCUUGGUUAAUUUAGAGCCCAAAGUAACAUUGGUCAAUUGUCUGGACAGCAGACAGCGGAAUCAUCUCAGAAAUCUACUUCUUGAAAAUGGGAUUAAAGUUUUGAAUGUUGAAGGGGAAAAUGUCUGUGCUAAUAUUCUUCAACAUAGAAAUAAUAAAUAUUUUGAAGUCAAAACAAUCUACUAAAAUUCAAAGCGGAACAUGUCUACUAUGGUGGUGUUUUUGUUCAACUUCUAAAUUUUUUAUUCUAAAUUGAACAUCAUCUGUGAAACUGCUAUCUUUAUGCCUGACUUUGCUCUGUUAGCCCUCCAGUGUCUAUGGUAAUGAGAGGCAUUAGUAAUUUCUGCAAAGUGUAGUCAUUUUUAACUUUUUUUUUCUUUAAAAAAAAAGAGACUGUUAUUAAAAUCAUGAAAUCCACUGAAAGCCAAAGAUUUCCAAGCACUUAUUUUGUAAACAUAAUGACUAUUGUGAUAGUUAAAUGCCUAAUGUUUUUCUCUCAGUAUUUUAAGUUUUUACAUGUUUCUAUUACCCGGUAAUACAAAAAAUGCUGUAAAAAGCUUUAAAGACAUUCUUUUUUUUUUUAUUCAAUUUGUAUUUAUGAAAUAAGCUUUGAAGACAUAAACAUCCAUUUAUUUAAUUCAAUUUGUAUUUAUGAACUAAAAAGCUUUAAAGACAUAAACAUCCAUUUUUUAUUCAAUUUGUAUUUAUGAUUGCUUUAUUCAUACAGAAUGUGUUCAUUGGCUCUAAAGCAUCGCUAACAGCUUGCCUUUUUCUCAUCAUUUUUAUUUGAUACCUUAAUUUAUAUUUGUAAGAGUGACUGAUUCAAAGUUUAUUGGACUAGUGCAGAGCAAUUAAACACUACAAUGAACAACUGUUACUUCUGUAUUUAUUUUUUUAACUCCAAGGUGCUGCAUUAGUUAUUACUUGUAAUAGUAGUUAAAGAUGUUUAAGUUUAAUUAAAUCCAUAAAUAUCAGUUUUGUAAUUGCUUCAUGUUUCACUGGAUGUCACUUCCUUAUAAACAUUAAAUCAUUGCAAUAUUGUUGGACUUUUUCUUCAAGAACAUAAUCAUUCAAAAACUUUGUUCAAAGCUUAAGUUUAUCAGUUGUAUUCCAAUAAUUUCUCAUUUGUUUUAUUUUCCGAGAAAUGCAAUAUAUUUUUUCAAUACAUUUUUUUUUACACUGGCUGUAAGUAUUGAAAUAAAAAUGCUUGCUAAUUAUUGCCAGUUUGUCUUUUAUACCUAUUGUGAUAUUCAUAUUUGUAUGUCAGUAUUAAACUUGGAACAAUUACAGGAAUAUUAACUUUAUUUCUGUCAGAAUAAGGACAACAUUAAGAAACAAUUGUUGUCCUACAUUUUCAUUUUCCAAAUUCCCAUACCUUUUUCUUUUAUUCUAAUAAGAUAAGUUAGCAACUUGCACAUUUUGAUAAUCAAAACAAAACUCCUUUUAGUCUAUAAAAGGCCAGUAAAAACAAAAUGAAAUUAAAAACUGCUUCAUUGUUAAAUUUAAAAAUUCUGAAGUCUAUAACAGUGGACAGUUCAGAGAAGCCACAAAUUCUGAAUUGUGACAUACAUGCACAUUUGCAAGAGAGGAUUUGAACCUAUCAAGCCCUCACUCAAAUAAGAGUUUGAUGAUAAGUCUCAACUUUGAGUAGUGAUCUCUAGAUUUGUUAGAAUAGUAAUAUUUAUCCUGUCUUUAUGUUUUUUCUUCUGAUCAUUCACUUUAAUUGAACAUUUUUUAUUUCAUAGUUAAUAAAUUGAUUAAAAAUAGAAACUAAUGUUUUCAAAUAUUAUUUGACAGUUAUGUAAAUGUUUGCUGAAAUGCUCAGUGUGAUUUAAAAAAUUAGCUGGA
Biomphalaria glabrata is the source of this 7938-nucleotide messenger RNA. RefSeq lists its product as uncharacterized. Gene Ontology annotation, cellular component: chromosome. The transcript is spliced from 4 exons. Gene Ontology annotation, molecular function: RNA polymerase II cis-regulatory region sequence-specific DNA binding; DNA-binding transcription factor activity; chromatin insulator sequence binding. NCBI's taxonomy places the organism in Eukaryota, Metazoa, Mollusca, Gastropoda, Planorbidae. The coding region runs from base 160 to 6276 and encodes 2038 amino acids. The record is from RefSeq and is a predicted model, not a curated record. Gene Ontology annotation, biological process: regulation of transcription by RNA polymerase II.